Molecule: messenger RNA, 1000 nt
Organism: Owenia fusiformis
Lineage: Eukaryota; Metazoa; Annelida; Polychaeta; Sabellida; Oweniidae
Source: the annotation of a GenBank genome assembly
AUGGAGGAUUUUAUGAACUUAGUUUUAUACUUGAGUUUGGAAAAUAUUUCUCAAUAACAUGAUUUUAAAAAAGUGGAUAUUUUUUGUUAUAUUUUUAUUUAACGCUAUUCUGGUUAUGUCCCAUAACAUAACAGCCCCAAGUCGGUACAUAGCAUUAACUGGUGACGUUACGCUUCAAUAUAGUCUGGACGCCCCCUUAGAAAUGCCUUUUAUACAGCUAGUUGAGACCACUCAAAAUGAUUCAAUCAUAAUCAGCAAGGAUUUAGAUGUAUCAAAAUUAAAAGGAGAAUUAACGAUUGAUUGUGGGCUCGUUGACCAUGCAGGUCAGUACGUGUUCCAUUUAUAUGACAAAAUUGGUGGGAGUAUUGUGACAUCAUCAGAUAUCAUGGUCGUCAAAUGGCCGUAUUUUACCAUAAGUUUGCCGAAAGUUUCUACUGCCCUGACAGCAGCGGUGAAUAUAAACUAUCUGUCCAACGGGGCAAAAUGUUCAUCCAAAAAACCUGACAGUGUGUAUACGGCUAAUGUAGUCUAUUAUGGGAUGAAUGACACAAAUUAUUUUUCAACGAGAGAUCGCUCAUAUGUGACAGUAUAUACUACUAUGAUUAAAGACAUAUAUGGGGACACAAAUGGAAAGUUACAAUCUAUUCCAUGUUUUAUAUUCGAUCAGGCAGGGAUAUACAAAGUAGCCUUGAAGUCAAAUCAUGAUGAAAAUACCGUCAUCGCAUGGAGUAACCAAAUGUUUGUAAAAUGGAGUGAAGAAUAUUCUCUCAACCUCACAAGAGAAGUCCUAACGCCUUGUAAAUCAGAUUUAGUGAUACAUUACACUCAACCCAAAUGUGCUGGCAACUAUGAUAAAAUCAGAAUUUAUAAGCUUUCCCGGCCCCUUGAUAGUCCUCGGGCAAUUCCAACGAGUGAGGAUUAUAUCACAGAGAUGAGUGCGCUUAAGGACAGAAGUACGGUGAAGUUUAGUUGUCUACUAAUACAUCAGUUGGUUCCCGGA